Juglans microcarpa x Juglans regia is the source of this 1380-nucleotide messenger RNA. RefSeq names its product putative Myb family transcription factor At1g14600. The transcript is spliced from 6 exons. Lineage: Eukaryota; Viridiplantae; Streptophyta; Magnoliopsida; Fagales; Juglandaceae. Bases 69 to 998 code for a protein of 309 amino acids. Gene Ontology annotation, molecular function: DNA-binding transcription factor activity; DNA binding. The record is from RefSeq and is a predicted model, not a curated record.
UCACCAAUCCUCUCUCUCUCUCUCUCUCUCUCUCUCUCUCUCUCUCAGCUCUCAAGAAGAAGCCAUAUAUGAAUAUCAGCUCUCUUAAACGGUCUCCAUCAUCUUCUUUGGACAAUGAAGAUUGCCCCUCACAGCCAUCUCAUAUGAGGGUUUCUAGGCCACGAAUGGACGACAAGCUUCCAGAGAGAGGCUUGAAGUCCCCUGCAGUUAGGCCUUAUGUUCGAUCGAAAAUGCCUCGGCUUCGGUGGACGCCUGAUCUUCAUCACUGCUUCGUGCAUGCCAUUCAACGGCUUGGAGGAGAAGACAGAGCUACUCCAAAGAUGGUUUUACAACUAAUGAAUGUGAAGGGCCUUACCAUAUCUCACGUAAAGAGCCAUCUUCAGAUGUAUAGGAGUAUGAAGCAUGAGCAGAUGAUACAAGAAGCAGCUACGGCAGCAAAGAAGAAUGAUAAGGCACAGGGCAUUCUACAUUCAAAUUAUAACUUCUUAUGCUUGAAACAGAGAUAUUUCCAACAGAGUGAAAAGUACGCGGCCGUAUUAAUGAUGGAUAACAACUCAUUCCAGCGCAGGAACAGUACUGGGACUGAUCAUUGCAAUGAAGAUCUUACUCCCAAUAAUACAAGCAUGCCAGCCCAAUGGGUGGGGAAUCAAGAGAUCAUGCGGAUUGGAAGGAAAAUGACCGAGCCAUCACCAAUAUCCCAAGAAAUAACAAGCAAAGCAUGGGAGCAGAAACCAAAUUCUUACAUCAUCUUCAAAGAUCUUCUCGAGAGCUGCGCCACUAGAGGGACAAAUGAGCAAAAAAGAGUACUCUUACAAGGUACUGCUGCCGGUUGCCAGAGCAAUGAUCGAACAAGAGAAACACCCGCAGAGAAUAUAGACCGAGUGGAUGAUUAUAAAAUGUCUUUAUCAAUGAACUCAAUAGGGUCCAGGUCAUUGUUGAAGCUGCACAAAAGUGCAGAUCAUGUCAAUGAUGUUUCUCUUGAGCUCACCCUUGCUUGAAAUUAAAUAAGCACAUAAACGAUAUAUAUAUAUAUAUAGACGGUUUUGGGACCUUAAAAAUUGGCUCGACCUUCUUUGAUAAUCCUAGAAUUUAGAUACCAUGCAUGAUCAUAAGUUGAACAUGAAGCUUAAUUGUAAUUGGGUAAGGCGAGCUAGCUAGUUGAUCUGGCACUGAUCAUCAUCAUGUGCUAAUGAUGGCCGGCCUGUUGGCCCAGGGGCAUGUGAAAGUUGUUCCCAUGCAUGUAAUUUAUAACCUCCUUGUGAGGUUUUGAACUUUUGAGUGUAAGGACUAAGACUAAAGGCCGGGCCCGUUGUAAUUAGAAAUAGAAAAGCUUAACGUACUUUGCACAUAAAAUAUUGUACAGGCAUGUAGUGUUUUUCA